Molecule: messenger RNA, 736 nt
Organism: Dinoponera quadriceps
Lineage: Eukaryota; Metazoa; Arthropoda; Insecta; Hymenoptera; Formicidae
Gene: RpL15
Product: 60S ribosomal protein L15
Exons: 5
Coding region: 77-691 (204 amino acids)
Biological process (GO): cytoplasmic translation
Cellular component (GO): ribosome; cytosolic large ribosomal subunit
Molecular function (GO): RNA binding; structural constituent of ribosome
Source: RefSeq, a predicted model, not a curated record
UACAGCCUGCUGCCAUCACGGUCGGCGAGCGGCAGCCACGUUCUUUCUCCUGCUUCGCUCGGUUGAGGGAUUCGCGAUGGGGGCAUAUAAGUAUAUGCAAGAAUUGUACCGUAAGAAGCAAAGCGAUGUGCUUCGCUUCUUGCUGCGUGUUAGAUGCUGGCAGUAUCGCCAGUUAACAAAGAUGCAUCGUGCUCCUCGGCCCUCAAGACCUGAUAAGGCUCGUCGUCUGGGCUACAAAGCCAAACAAGGUUUUGUCAUCUUCAGAAUCCGUGUGCGUCGUGGUGGACGCAAGCGUCCGGUUCCCAAAGGAGCAACCUAUGGCAAACCCAAGAGCCAUGGUGUUAAUCAGUUGAAGCCAACUAGAAAACUGCAGUCAGUUGCUGAGGAACGUGUUGGCCGUCGUUGUGGUGGAUUGCGAGUACUGAAUAGCUAUUGGGUGGCCCAGGAUUCCUCGUAUAAAUAUUACGAAGUCGUUUUGGUCGAUCCCGCACACAAGGCAAUCCGUAAUGAUCCGAAGAUGAACUGGAUAUGCAAUGCAGUUCAUAAGCAUCGUGAGCUGCGCGGUAAGACUUCCGCCGGCAGGAGCUCACGCGGUUUAGGUAAAGGACAUCGUUAUUCGCAGACGAUCGGUGGUUCCCGUCGUGCCGCGUGGUUACGGCGAAAUACAUUAUCUCUUCGCAGAAAGCGAUAAUAUUAUUUGUAAUAAUAUAAAAAAUAAAAUUGACGAUACACAAAA